UUUGUUUUUCUCUCCUCACACAGCCCUCAAAUUAAAGAGGGACACCCAGGAGUUCACAGUACAUCAGAAGCAGAGUAAAAGUGAAGGGAAUUGGUAAAUCUUUAGAGUGGAUUUACUGUGUUGGAUAUUAAAUACAUAUCUGCAGUUGAAGGUUGAGUCAGAUUCACAGUUGUCACAGCCUGUCUCCCAGUCGUCAGAGGCACGAUGGCAUCCAAUAUCACCACCACCAUCUCCCAGCAGGCCGCCCCUGCCUCCUCUUCUCUGUCUGUCUCAGCCCAGAUUGGCAUCACCAUCCUCACCUUGGCAUUUGUGCUGGGCUUCCCCGGGAACCUGUUUGUGGCCUGGUCGGUGCUCUGCCAGGUCAAGAAGCGCUCAGUGACCUGUUUGUUGGUGCUGAACCUGGCUCUGGCAGAUGCCUUUGUUCUGCUCAGCGCCCCUCUUUUUCUGCGGUACCUGGCUGGAGGCCGAGGCUGGGAGUUUGGCUCAGCAGCGUGCAAACUGGUGCACUACCUGUCAAGUGUGAACAUGUACGUCUCCAUCUACCUCAUCUGCCUGAUGAGCAUGGACCGCUGGCUGGCUGUCACGAAGCCUUUUCUGUCCCAGAGAAUGAGGACCAAGCGUUCCCUCCUGGUUCUCCUGCUUGUGGUCUGGGUGAUGGCGUUCAUCCUGUCACUGCCGAUGCCUUUUUACCGCAGCAAUGUGAAGAUACCACUACCAAACAUCACUUUGUACCUUUGUAAGCCGUACCACUGGAACAGCGUGGGUCACAAAGUCUUCCAGUACCUGUUUGAGACCAUCAUGGGCUGCGUGGUGCCCUUCUCCCUCAUCAACACGUGUUACGCCUCCGUUAUCUGCCGUCUGCAGAAUGCAAGGUUCCACCGCAGAGGACAAGGCAGCCGUCUGAUCCUGAUGAUAAUUUGUGCCUUCGCAGUAUUCUGGCUGCCCUAUCACAUCGUCAACAUCAUAGAGGUGAUUGGUCUGCUGCAAGGCAGUGAUUCAGUGAUGAAGGCUGCUCAAACAGCCCGCCCAAAUGUCACGGCCUUUGCCUACUUCAGCAGUGCCAUCAAUCCAAUCCUCUACGUGUUUGCUGGCAGCUCCCACAUCCGUCAGGCCGGCCUCAGCUUCAUGGGCAAACUGUUUGAGGCCACCUACUCUGAGAGCAGGAGCACGUCCACCUUCACCCGCAGCGGCCGCAGCAGCUCUCCGGAUGAGAGCUCCGCCCUGCAAACGCUGUCAGUCAAACUGGGGAAGCCUUUCAAAAGCAAGAACAAGGAGAAGAGCAGCAGCAGCGGGGUGAGCAAGGACAUUGAGACUCUGGCCAGUGUUGACCAGCUGGAGUAGCACUUAAGCCAUUUUCCUUGGACUAUCUUUGUAAAUUAAUUGAUUAGAUACCAACUUGCCUCAUGAAUUUGUAUUUUUGAGCUUUUACGUCCAUAAGCUUUAUCAUGUUCAGGUUUAGACUGAAAAAUGCCUAUCGGGGGGGGGGGAGGUCUGAAUCCAGCAUGUGAAUGGCGGACCCUGCCACUAACAUUGAAAACUAAUAAUGAUUUGUAUAGUUUACAUGAUUUUCAGUCAUGGCCGUUUUUUUUAAUGAGCCUACAAAAUAAUGUUUGGCUUUGUGUAGCAUUGACUCUGUAUACUUUAUAACUUUAAAUAUAAAUUAUUGCAUGUAUUUUAAGUAUUAUGCUAGGGUUUCAAUGCCUUAUUUAAAUCAUUUUGUAAUUUUUGUCUCUUGUUUAACUGGACUUAAAGUCUUAUGAUCUGGAAAAUAUAACAGUGAUGUGUAUUAUCAUUAGUAAUAAAAGUUGUUUAAUUAA
Molecule: messenger RNA, 1817 nt
Organism: Lates calcarifer (barramundi perch)
Lineage: Eukaryota; Metazoa; Chordata; Actinopteri; Centropomidae
Gene: ltb4r
Product: leukotriene B4 receptor
Exons: 4
Coding region: 205-1341 (378 amino acids)
Biological process (GO): phospholipase C-activating G protein-coupled receptor signaling pathway; inflammatory response; complement receptor mediated signaling pathway
Cellular component (GO): plasma membrane
Molecular function (GO): leukotriene receptor activity; complement receptor activity
Source: RefSeq, a predicted model, not a curated record